Medioppia subpectinata is the source of this 2016-nucleotide messenger RNA. The record is from the annotation of a GenBank genome assembly. NCBI's taxonomy places the organism in Eukaryota, Metazoa, Arthropoda, Arachnida, Sarcoptiformes, Oppiidae.
GGAAAUGAGCCGAUACUAGUGGUCGCCGAUCCGGCGCUCGUGAAUACAAUUUUGGUGAAAGCGUUUCAAUCAUUUGCUAAUCGGCAUCCCGUGUGCGCACAACCCGUCGGUUUGGUACACAUGUCGGGCGACCACUGGAAGCGCGUCCGGCGAGCGGUGGCGCCGGCCUUCUCGUCGCGCAGAAUGCGGUCAAUGCAGGCCGUGAUGAGCGACGGCGUCGCCAACCUGUGCCGGCAUGUGGGCAGUCGACUCACCUCCGACUCGACACGCAUAGAGGUGAGUGCGCUCGACCUGAUGUCACACUACGUGAUGAACUGCUUUUUCCAAUGCUUUUAUGGCAUCGAUAUGGACGGCGACAGUCGCGCCGACGGUCGGGUCAGCGCUUUUACGGCCAAAUCGUUUCGCCAGUUUCGUCACCACCCGUGGCGAGAGGCGGUCUCAAUGGCGCUCAACGCAACGUUGCUCCGGGCGUUGGCCGCGAUGGGCCCGCCGGCCGACACUAAUGCCGGCGCUACUAAACAAUUGACAGAAUUAGUGGUCGAUAGGGUCAGCCAUAUGCGAGCCGAUCGGUGUCUAAAAGACGGUGUUUUAAUUGAACUCCUGUUGGCGGCCGAGCGUAACGCCGACCCAAUGAAACGGCUGUCGCCGAGCGAAGCCACAGCCACUGCGGUUAGCUUUCAAGGGGCCGGUUAUGUGCCCACAGUGUUUAUGGUGGCCUACAGUCUGUGCGCGUUGGCCCGCAAUCCCGGCGUUCAACAGAGACUGUACGACGAGAUUGUGGCCAACUGUCCGGCGGGAGAUGACAACGACGACUACGACCCCGAUUACGAGAUAUUGGGAACCCGUUUGCCGUAUUUGCACGACUUUGUGCUGGAAGUGCUUCGCGAGAGGGCCUCUAUGCCGCUGUCCCGAGUGGCCACUCAGGACUACCCUAUGGCCGGCACCGGCAUUACCAUCAAACGGGGCCAACGCAUUGAGAUACCCGUCUAUGCCAUUACCCGCGACGAACGCUACUUCCCUAAACCCGAACAUUUUGACCCUGAUCGUUUGAGCAAAGGCCAGGGUAAGGAGUUUGGUAACUUGUUUUUUGGUGCCGGUCCGCGCGCUUGUGUCGCCUCCCGGUUUGCCCUAAUGCUAAUUAAGACAGCGCUCGUACGGCUGGUCCGUCAGUACCGAUUUGUCGCCCCCACGCAUACCAACUGCCCGGACACUAACCAAGAGGUCAAUAAUAUCGGUGGAUAUAACCUUAUGGUCGGUAUCGAGAAACAGCAAAUGACCAAAAUGUGUCUAGGGCAGUACACAAAGAGCGGCAUUUAUAAACUCAUGAUGCAAGGAAACAAUGUCUCUUUUUACAUACAUAAGACUUUAGAUAAACGCACCGAUAGUCUCGCUAUAAACGCACAACUCACUGUGCGGGUGGACACAUGUGAGUUUGGCGGGUGUUUGAGCACUGUGCCAACAAACAAGAUGGUGUCCAAGAUGUGGCUAACCAUAAUACUGGUGCUGAGCAUCGCUUGUGUGGAAAUAGAUGGGGAAAAGGAGCAUGAUUACAAAUAUAAAGGCUUCAUAUUCGUCGUGAAAAAACGUGAUAAAAUGGAAGAACAUUUUGAUAAAUUAUGCCACGACCAAUGCUACCACAAAAAGAAAAAAAACAAUAGAAACAGGUGUCGUGAAAGCCGGUUUCAACCCAUAUAUGUGGCCGGAUCAUUCGCUGAGGGGCACCAAUACGUAACAUACGCUUGUACUGUAUGGGCCGGUAGUGAAGCGGUAGUGUUUCAUAAUGUGAGCCAACCCGAGCUUAAUCUCCAACAACGAGAACCGCAUACCAAUGCAAUUGCGAGGGCCGGCGCCGAACGGCAGAUACGUAUAGGGUUUAACCUUACGCUUAUUUUCGCCGAGAAAACGAUCCGGGUCAAACUUAAAUGGCUCCGGGUAAAACUCGGCGCAAUGAUGCAGGGCGUAAAUGGGAAUAUCAAUAUUUUGGCCAGCUGGUAUCACCACACCAGUAUUACCUAG